AUGGCCUCGCAGGCCACGGCAGAGCAGCCCCCGGGCCCUGCCGCCAACGAUGCCACCCGCAAACAGAAAAAAGACCAGCGCAAGGAGCUCUACCCCAUGGUCAACUGGAAGUACGACAUCUUCCUCCACGUCAUGGGCAACGUCGCCGACCUCUUCUUCCGCGAGGUCGUCUCCCGCGGUUCCUGGAAGGUGCCCCAGUCCGGGCCCAUCCUCUUUGUUGCCGCACCUCACGCGAACCAGUUCGUCGACGGCCUCGUCCUCCAGCGCACCCUCCGCAAGGAGGCCGGUCGCCGCGUCUCCCUCCUCAUCGCCCAAAAGUCGGUCCAUGGCUUCAUCGGCUGGGCCUCGCGCCAGGUAUCCUCGGUGCCGGUCGGCCGCGCUCAGGACGCCGCGACGCCCGGAUCCGGCACCGUCUACAUGCCCGACCCGCUCGGCGACCCGACGCUGAUCCGUGGCGUCGGCACCAAGUUCGGCACCGGCGAGGGCGAGGUCCAGGGCAUGCUGUUCCUGCCCUCGGCCAAGGGUAUCAGCGGCGAGAGCAUGAACAUUCAGGCUAUCCUCGGCCCUGAGGAGAUUCGCCUCAAGCGAGCCUUCAAGGGCCGCCUCGCGAUGCAGCAGCUCACCGGCCGCGACGACGUCGACGAAGAUGGCCACUUCACUAACAAGAGCCUCCGCGGCAUUGCGCCUGGCUAUCAGGGCACCAAGUACAAGCUCGCGCCGCACACGGACCAGACGAGCGUCUACGAGGCCGUCUUUGACCGGCUCCGCAACGGCGGCUGCGUAGGCAUCUUCCCUGAGGGCGGCUCGCACGACCGCACCGAGCUGCUGCCGCUCAAGGCCGGCGUCGCCAUCAUGGCGCUCGGCGCGCUCGCCGAGUCGCCCGCGUGCGGCCUGCGCAUCGUCCCCGUCGGCAUGAACUACUUCCACGCGCACAAGUUUCGCUCGCGCGCCGUCGUCGAGUUCGGCAGCCCCUUCGAGAUCCCCCCGCACCUUGUGCGCAUGUACCAGGGUAACCAGCGGCGCGAGGCCAUCGGCCAACUGCUCGACACGGUGCACCAGGCGCUCAGCGCCGUCACCGUGUCGGCACCUGACUACGACACGCUCAUGAUGAUCCAGGCCGCGCGGCGGCUGUACAACCCGACGGGCAAGAAGCUGCCGCUGCCACUGGUCGUCGAGCUCAACCGGCGGCUGUCCAAGGGCUACGAGCGGUACAAGGACGACGCGCGCAUCACGGCGCUGUCGCGGGCCGUCAAGGAGUACAACGCGCGCCUGCGCUACCUGGCGCUCAAGGACCACCAGGUGCAGUACGCCAAGCUCAACGUGUUUGUCGUGGUCGCGCUGCUGCUGUACCGCUCCGCCAAGCUGAUCCUGCUCUUCUUCUGCUCGCUGCCGGGCCUCGUGCUCUUCUCGCCCAUCUUCGUCGCGACCAAGAUCAUCAGCCGCGAAAAAGCCAAGACGGCGCUCGCCGGCUCUACGGUCAAGAUUCGCGGCCGCGACGUCAUGGCCACCUGGAAGAUCCUGGUCGCGCUCGGCCUCGCGCCCACCGUCUACCACGCCUACUCCAUCGCCAUCGUCGCGCGCGUGUGGUACGACCGCUUCUGGGGGCUCGUGCCGGCGGCACUGCCUCUGUGGCUCGUAUACCUGAUGGUGUGGCCGGCCAUCAUCGGCAUCACCUUUGCGGCGCUGCGCUUCGGCGAGGUGGGCAUGGACAUCUUCAAGUCACUGCGGCCGCUGGUGCUGUGCGCGUUCCCGUCGUCCGGGUACAACAUCCACCGCAUGCGCGAGCAGCGCGCCAAGCUGAGCGCGCAGGUGACGGAGGUGAUCAACGAGCUGGGGCCGGAGAUGUUCUCCGACUUUGAGAAGACGCGUCUGGUGCCCGAUCCCAUCAAGCACGACACGACGACGACGGCCGCCGCCGCCGCCCCACCCGUGCCGGCCGGGGAGGGCCGCAGACGCGACAGCGAGGCGAGCGUGGACAUCUUCGUGGACCCGCCGGCGGACGGGGUGUCCUCGCGGACGCUGCCGCGCAACGACUCGUUCAGCAACAUCGGACACGUGGGCAUCUUCUCGACGCGGCCGCCGUCACGGUCACGGAGCCGGUCGCGGUCGAGCAGCGCGGGCGGCGGGCUGGGGCAAAGCGCGUUCCCGAUCAGCGGCUUCACGACGCUCGACUCGGCGGAGGGUUUCCACGAGGCGAGCCGCAAGAUUCGGCAGGCGAUGAAGGACCGCCGGCGCAAGUCGGACAAGCGACAGAUGGAGACGGGCGGCGGGGACGAGCAGGAUGACGAGAGCGAUGAUGAGGGCUACGACGAGGCGAGGAAGAAGGACAUCUAA
This is a messenger RNA of Cordyceps fumosorosea ARSEF 2679, 2334 nucleotides long. Its product is annotated as glycerol-3-phosphate O-acyltransferase. The record is from RefSeq and is a predicted model, not a curated record. Gene Ontology annotation, cellular component: endoplasmic reticulum membrane. Lineage: Eukaryota; Fungi; Ascomycota; Sordariomycetes; Hypocreales; Cordycipitaceae. Gene Ontology annotation, molecular function: glycerol-3-phosphate O-acyltransferase activity; glycerone-phosphate O-acyltransferase activity. Gene Ontology annotation, biological process: phospholipid biosynthetic process. The coding region runs from base 1 to 2334 and encodes 777 amino acids. The transcript has 2 exons.